Molecule: messenger RNA, 393 nt
Organism: Penicillium crustosum
Lineage: Eukaryota; Fungi; Ascomycota; Eurotiomycetes; Eurotiales; Aspergillaceae
Exons: 1
Coding region: 1-393 (130 amino acids)
Source: RefSeq, a predicted model, not a curated record
AUGGCUCUCAAGGUCUUCACCACUGAGUCCAUCGGCGCGCAGAGAAACCACAUUGCGAUCUACAUCGAAACCGAUCCAAGCGAAGACAAGGGCUGGUUGCACCAUGUCACCGGAACAAUCCUGAACGGCAUGGAUUACACACCCAGGCAAACGCCUAACCCAGAGGUGCUGCCAGAACAUGUGCCAGACUCCAAGAAACAGAUUGGGACCAUUGAAGAGGAAGACCUGGAGAGGUUCCGAGAGGAAUGUUGCCUAGCAGUUCCUCCCCCGCGGGCCCAGGUGACCCUCAAGGGGACCCGACUGUACCCUGAUACCCCGCUCUACCGCUGUACGGAAUGGCUGAGGGAUGUUGAGGAGCUGGCUGUCAGGAAGGGAAUAUUUAAGCCUCUGUGA